AUGUGGCACUACGGACUUGUUGUUCUGUGCGUCUCUGUAACAGGUCUGGUCUCGUCUCCAGCAGACAGCGAGGGAUUAUUUUACGCGCUCAGAUCUGAACUGUCAGAGGACGCAAUACUCGUGGCCAACAACGGAAUCCGCGUGCCUUUUGGGAGAUCCAUCUACAUUGAUCCCAUAAACGACUUGGUGAUCCAGACGCAGCCGGGGGACAGGUGCAGCAUCACGGUGCUGGAUAACGACCCGCUCUCCCAGAGACCAGGACACCUCUCUCCCAAAAAGUUUCCCUGUGAUUUCGGUCCUAACGACGUGACGUACUCGCACUACGGCUCGCGCAGUCCCACCAGAGACAGAGUGAGGCUGCAGCUCAGGUAUGAUGCUCAAACCGAGACCGUUAUUAUCCCCUUUAUGAUGGAAGUGGAAGUGGUUUUUACGCAGCUAGAGUUACUCACCAAAAACAUGCCGCUCACCGUGGACAGCCUCAGAGGCACCAGUAACCCCAUAGACAAGAAGACACUCGAGUUUACCUACGACAGAGACUUGUACAAAUGCGAAGUGACGUCUCUGUCCAGUGGCAGUGGCUUGCCUAGAUAUGGAAGUCUGUUAGACGCAGGCAAACUUUCCUCAAUGAUGGACUGUGAUGAGUUUACGCACGCCAACAUACGCUAUGAGCACAAGUUUGAGCGUAAAUCCCCAAAUAGAGAUUACGUCCCUAUGGUGGUUGAGCUGCACGAUAUGGAGGGUAAUUUAGUCAAACAAGAGUACUUUCAUUUGAUGAUCCGUAUCAAGGAAGGCGAGGAAAACACGCCGCCCAAACCCAGCUUUGUGUCAAUGAUGAUGAUGGAGGUGAGUCAGUUUGUCAUGACAGCGCUCACUUCUGACAUGCUGGCAGCUGAAGACGCAGAGUCCAACCCAGACGAGUUAAUCUUUAAUAUUACCUCUCCUCUUUCCUAUGAGGAGGGCUAUAUAGUGAGCACAGAUGAUAGAAACUUGCCUAUUACAUCAUUUUACCAAAGAGACUUGAGGGACUUGAAAAUAGCCUACAAGCCCCCUUCUUUAGAUUCAGAUACAGAGAGGAUAUUCCAGUUAGAGUUUGAAAUAGUGGACACAGAUGGGGCUAUCUCUGACCCCUUUGCUUUUAUGAUAGUGGUUAAGCCUAUGAAUACACUUGCCCCUGUAGUAACUCGUAACACAGGACAGCUCCUGUAUGAAGGGCAGUCCAGACCCCUUUUCACUGCACAUAAUUUAGAAAUAAGUGAUGAGGAUAAUCUAGAAAUGGUCACUAUUACUGUGGUAGACGGGCUUAGACACGGUGACCUCAUGGUGCUUGGGUCAGACAAGAAAUUUUUCACAGCAGCAGAUCUCAACACAGGAGUAGUCGUUUAUCAGCACGAUGGGAGUGAUACAUAUAGUGACAAUAUUGUAUUUAAAAUGACAGACGGCAAACACCAAGUUGAAUUUUUGUUCCCUAUUACAAUUGUUCCCACAGAUGACGAGCCCCCAAUUAUCAAUGCAAAUACAGGUUUAGUUUUGUUUAAAAAUCAAAUGAUGCUGAUCUCUCCUCUCAUGUUGAGCGCAGCUGAUAUAGAUUCUGAAGAUUCGACCAUUAAAUUUACCAUAGUUCCCCCGUAUUCUACAAUUGGGACUGUGCUGCUCAGACAAUCAGACGCCCCUGAAGACCCUUCCUCUUGGAAAUUCAACUCAGAAGAUGAAAUGUACGAGAAAGAGGUGAAAGAGUGGCUUCAGAAAGACAUUACAGAUGGAAAGUUGUUUUAUAAGCACGUAGGGCCACACAACACAGAAACCAUAAUGGACCAGUUUAUUUUUACAGUGCAGGACGACAAUGAUCCGCCAAACGAAUCCGGGGAAAGUGUGUUUUUAAUCCGAGUUUUACCAAUAGAUGACGUACCCCCCGAGCUGUUUCCUGGCACCACUUUGCAAAUGACCGUUCAGGAGUACAAACUAACCCAUUUCAAUAAAGAAGUUUUGCGCUAUACCGAUUUGGACUCUGAAGACCGUGACCUCAAAUACACAAUCACACAGCCUCCCACGGACACGGAUGAAAAUAAUCCAGUUUUGUUCGGUUCUUUAGUGCUAACAGACAACCCCGGGAUUGAAGUCAGCGAGUUCACCCAAGCUCAAGUUAAUCACCACAAAAUCUCCUACGGACCUCCGGAUGUAGAACUGGGCAUCACAGCUCAUGUUGUGCAGUUUCAGUAUUUAGUAGAAGAUACAUCUGGCAACACUGUAGAAGGCACUUUCACAAUCUACCUUGAGCCCGUUAACAAUAAACCACCACAAAUCACAAACACCGGCUUUACCGUACUUGAAAGAGGCAUGCACAUCAUUACCGUAGCCGAACUGGACGCCACUGACCCCGAUACUGAACACACACAAAUUACAUUUACACUAGGCCGACUUCCAAAACAUGGGCAAAUUCAACUGGAUUUUUCAGAUCUUGACGUGAAGGGAGCUUUUAAACUUGAAGACAUUUCACUAGGAAAAAUAUCAUAUAUUCACAACGGGGAGGAGACACUCACAGAUGAGUUUCAACUGGAUGUCAGCGAUGGUAUACACGCCGUACCAGUGACAGUCAAAGUCGCGGUUAAACCCAUAGAUGACGAAACUCCCACUGUCAGCUUACCAGCGGGAACAAUCGGAUCACAUAUGGAUGUCUUGGAAAAUGGUGCCACUGAAAUCACCACUAAUGUUAUCCAAGGCCAUGAUGAUGACACGGAUGACCUGCAGUUAACGUUUAUAGUGGAAGACCCUCCGGCAAUGGGAGAGAUCUUAGUAAAAGGCGUCCCUGCUAAUAGAUUCACACAAGCUGAUAUUAUCAAUGGGGUAGUGAUAUAUGCACAUACAGGUGGAGAGAUAGGGCUAUCCUCACAACAUGAUGGCUUUAAUUUAACGCUUACGGACAUGUCUGAGGAUUGGACUGUUGGUGGGAAUAAAGUUAAUGGAGCCCAGGUUAGAGUCACUAUCCUACCAGUGGACAGCCAGCCUCCAGAAGUGGGCGUUGGAGAGCAGUUUAGUGUAAUAGAAGGUGAAAAAUACACCAUAGGACCCCAGCAUUUAAACGCAGACGACAGCGACACACCGACAGAUGAUAUACUUUGCACUAUUGUAGUCCAGCCAAUGGUGGGAUAUGUGGAGAACAUUUCGCCAGCUCCAGGAUCUGAAAAAUCAAGAUCGGGAACAGCAAUAAGUGCUUUCACAAUAGGAGACAUUAGAGAAGGCAAUAUUUACUAUGUGCAGAGCAUCCACAAAGGAGUAGAGCCAGUGGAAGACAGGUUUACAUUCAUGUGCUCAGACGGCAUCAAUUUUUCUGAAAACCACUUCUUCCCAGUUGUGAUUAUCCCAGCAAACGAUGAAAAACCAGAAAUUUACCUGCGUGAGAUAGUUGUAAUGGAAGGCAUGAAUAUUGUAAUAGACACUCCUAUUCUAAAUGGCGCAGACACCGACAUCCCGCCCGAAGAACUUAUAUUCACAAUCUCCAAACCUCCCAAACACGGCGCCAUCUUGAACCAGCUCUCUACUGGAUCUGUUCUCGUGACAAAUUUCACUUUAGAGCAGAUCAGGGAGGCAUCUAGCAUUAUUUAUGAGCAUGAUGACUCAGAAACAACAGAGGACAGUUUUGAAGUUACUUUAUCAGAUGGGAAGUACUCUGUGCACAAAACCGCCAUAGUUAUGAUUGUAUCUGUUGAUGAUGAGACCCCAAGAAUGCUUAUCAACGAUGGACUAGAAGUGGAGAUUGGUCAGACUAAAGAAAUUAACAACAAAGUGCUCAAAGCUACGGAUUUAGAUUCAGACGAUAGUACACUCACUUACAUUAUCAGAUUUGGGCCAGGUCAGGGAUUACUGCAGAGAAAAACUCCCUCUGGAUCUUUGGAAAACAUCACUAUCGGGAUGAAUUUCACACAAGCCGAUAUCGAUGCAGGUCUGCUCAGCUACACCCACAAUGGACAAGAGGGCAUCAGAGAUUUGGUUAAAUUUGAUGUUACAGACGGCAUGAACCCACUAAUCGAUCGCUAUUUCUACAUCACCAUCGGCAGUAUUGAUAUGGUGUUCCCAGAUGUAGUUAGCAAAGGAGUAUCAUUGAAAGAAGGCGGUAGAGUGACGUUAACCACUGAUCUUCUUAGCACAACAGACAUGAAUAGUCCAGAUGAAAACCUGGUGUUUACCAUUACCAGAGCACCAGUAAGAGGGCAUUUGGAGUGCACAGAUAGUCCUGGGAUGCCUAUAGCCUCCUUUACGCAGUUGCAGCUAGCAGGCAGCAAAAUCUAUUACAUCCACACCUCGGACGAUGAGAUCAAAAUGGACAGUUUUGAAUUUGAAGUUACAGACGGCUACAAUCCCAUUUUCAGAACAUUUAGGAUCUCUAUUGUUGAUGUUGAUAACAAGAAACCGGUAGUUACCAUCAAUACGCUACUUGUCAGCGAAGGCCAAACGAAACUUAUUACACCUUUUGAGUUGACGGCUGAGGAUCAAGAUACACCAGAAAAAAUGUUAAAGUUUACAGUAACGCAGCUGCCGAUUCAUGGUAAAUUACUGUACAACCAGUCCACGCCUGUUAUGAGCUUUACUAAACAAGACCUAAAUGAAAAUCUUAUUAGCUACAAACACGAUGGCACUGAAUCCUCCCAAGACUCCUUUUCUUUUACAAUCACAGAUGGCACGCAUACAGACUUUUUUGUUUUUCCCGAUACUGUUUUUGAGACGAGGAGACCACAAAUGAUGAAAAUAACAAUAGUCGGCUUGGACAACGGGGUGCCACAAAUGGUGGUCAAUAAAGGGGCACCAACUUUGAAGAUUUUGCCGACGGGACUCUUGGGAUUCCCGCUGAGUCCAAAAGUGCUGAGGGCGGAGGAUAGAGACAGCAGCCCCAUGUCGCUGGUGUUUCGCAUCACAAUUCAGUCCAAACAUGGUUACAUCAUCAACAUGGGACAAGGAAACAACUCAAUCGACACAUUCAGCCAAGCUGACAUUGACGACCUCAGCAUCUGCUACGUGUUACGCAAUGAUGAAAACGCCACCUCAGACCUCUUCCACUUCUCUGUUGAAGAUAAAGGUGGGAAUAAGCUGAAGGGGCAGCAGUUCCGCCUGGACUGGUCCUGGAUUUCUCUGGAGAGGGACUACUUUGUGGUGGAUGAAGACGACAAGUAUCUGGAGGUGGUGCUCAGACGGAGGGGGUAUCUCGGGGAGACCUCUUUCAUUGGUAUUGGCACCCAAGAUGGCACAGCAGAGAAAGAGAAGGAUUUCAAAGGCAAGUCCCAAAAGCAGGUCCAGUUUAACCCGGGUCAGACCAGAGCCACAUGGAGGGUCCGGAUCCUUUCAGAUGGGACGUACGAACAGGCUGAGACCUUCCAGAUCCUCCUGUCGGAGCCUGUGAUGGCAGUGCUGGAGUACCCCUUCAUUGCCACUGUGGAAAUCCUAGAUCCCAAUGAUGAGUCCACAGUGUUCUUCUCAGAGCAGAGCCGCGCAGUGGAGGAGGAUGUUGGAGAGCUUUUCAUCCCGGUUCACCGCAGCGGAGACGUCAGCCAGGAGCUUAUGGUGGUCUGCUACACACAGCAGGGUUCUGCCACUGGGACUGUCCCGACCACAGUGUUGUCCUACUCAGACUACAUCUCCCGGCCCGAGGAGCACGGCAGCAUGGUGCGCUUCGAUAAGGGCCAGAGGGAGAAGCACUGCCGCGUGGUGAUUAUCGACGACUCUCUAUAUGAACAAGAGGAGAGCUUCAACGUCAGCCUGUCCCUGCCUGUAGGGGGCAGACUGGGCACUCACUACUCCACCACCAAAGUCACUAUUGUGGAGGACGCAGAUGACGCUCCGGUCUUUUACUUUGGGGAGGUGGAGUACCGUGUGGAUGAGAGCGCGGGGCAUGUGGAGGUGAAAGUGUGGAGGACUGGAACAGACCUGUCCAAAACCGGGACCGUCACAGUUCGCUCCCGCAAAUCUGAGCCUAUCUCUGCUGAGGCUGGAGUGGACUAUGUGGGCAUCAGUCGUAACCUGGACUUUUCUCCCGGCGUGAGCAUGCAAACCUUCAAAGUGACCAUUCUGGAUGACCUGGGCUGUCCCGAGCUGGAGGGGCCCGAGAGCUUUGACCUGGUGCUGCGAAUGCCUGUGAACGGAGUGCUGGGGGAGCCCGCCAAAGCCUCUGUGUUCAUCAACGACUCUGUGUCUGACUUGCCAAAGGUGCAGUUCCGUGAGGCGCUGUACUCUGGAGAAGAGAGCGAUGGUCACAUUUUGGCAAUGGUUCACCGAAGCGGAGACAUUCGGCACAGAUCCACAGUCCGGUGCUACACCAGACAGGGCUCGGCUCAGGUCGGGUUGGACUUUGAAGAACUCCCCAACACGGAUGCAUCUAUUAUCACCUUCCUCCCAGGGGAGGCAGAGAAGCCGUGUGUGCUGUCUCUGGUGGAUGACUCGCUGUAUGAGGAGGGGGAGGAGCUGCGCCUGGUUCUGGGAAGUCCCAAGAGCGACUCACAGUUUGGGGCGUCAGUGGGAGAUCUGAACGAGACUCUGGUCAAGAUCAAGGACACUGCCGACAAACCCAUCAUCCGCUUCUCUGAGACCAAGUUCAGUGUGAGUGAGCCCAAGGAGGCGGGGUCUGUUGCCACGGUGCAGGUCCCUGUGGUGCGCCUGGGAGACACCUCUAAAGUGUCGGUGGUCCGGGUGCACACCAAAGACGGGUCGGCGGUCUCCGGAGAGGACUACCACCCCGUUUCUCAAGACGUGGAGUUCAAACAGGGCGAGACAGAGCAUGUGGUGGAGGUGGAGGUCCUCUUUGACGGGGUAAGGGAGAUGAGGGAGGCCUUCACUCUGCACCUGAAGCCAGAUGACAACAUGGUGGCCGAAACGCAGGUGACCAAAGCGAUCGUGUACAUUGAGGAGACAAACAGCAUGGCGGACGUCACGUUUCCAUCCCUGCCCCACGUCAUGUCGCUGCUUCACUAUGACGACACUGAGAGGACACAGGAUAAGCUCCGCCCACCAGCCGGAUACCCAGUUGUCUGUGUUACUGCCUGUGACACUAAAUACUCAGACUACGACAAGACUGGCUCCAUCUGCGUUAGCGAACACAUCAACAACACCCUCACCCGGUACCGCUGGCUCGUGAGCGCCCCCACUGGGUCAGACGGCGUCACUAGUCCCAUGAGAGAGGUGGACUUCGACACCUUUUUCACCUCCUCCAAAAUGAUCUCCCUGGACUCCAUCUACUUCCAGGCUGGGUCGCGGGUACAGUGUGCGGCCCGGGCCGUUAACUCCAACGGGGACGAGGGCCUGGAGCUCAGCAGUCCCAUUAUCACUAUCAGCCGUGAAGAAGGUAUGUGUCAACCGCGUAAGAUGGGGACAGUGGGAGCCGAACCGUUUUCAGCUAAACUCCGCUACACUGGCGCAGAUGACCCCAAGCACCCCAACCUCAUCAAAGUCACUGUCACUAUGCCGCACAUCGACGGAAUGCUUCCGGUCAUCUCCACUCGGCCCCUCAUGAACUUCGAGCUGACCCUCUCUCCAGACGGGACUCGUGUGGGGAACCACCGCUGCUCCAACCUUCUCGACUACAAUGAAGUCAGCACAGGCCAUGGCUUCAUCAGCACCCUGACCCGCAGCACUGAGAGCAUGGGAGACGCUGCCCCCUACCAGUACAGCGGCGCACUGCGGGGAAACAGCACGCUGCGCUUCUACAAAAACCUGAACCUGGAGGCCUGUCUGUGGGAGUUCAGCAGCUACUACCACAUGUCCGAGCUGCUCACAGACUGUGGGGGCACCAUAGGCACGGAUGGACAGGUGCUGAACUUGGUCCAGUCCUACGUUACUCUGCGCGUCCCUCUCUACGUCUCCUAUGUGUUCCACUCCCCUGUGGGCACCGGUGGCUGGCAACACUUUGACCUCCAGUCUGAGCUGCGUCUCACGUUUGUGUACGACACGGCCAUUCUGUGGAGGGAUGGGAUCGGCAGCCCCCCGCAGGCUGAGCUGCAGGGUGCCCUGUACCCCAGCAGCAUGCGCAUCAAUGAGCAGGGACGUCUGGUGGUGAACUUCAGGACCAAAGCUCGGUUCAGGGGGUUGUUUGUGGAGACUCAUUCUGCAGGAAGAAUCAAAAGAGCAGUUAAUAAAGUGUCAUCAAUGGUGAUGAGUGUGGACCACCCUGGACUCACUUUCAACCUGACUCUGGUGAGGAGUGAGCCCACCUACAACCAGCCUGUACAGCAGUGGACUUUCACUUCAGACUUUGCUGUGCGAGAUUACUCUGGGACAUACACGGUGAAGCUCAUCCCAUGCACAACAGCCCAAAACAUGGAGUACACUGUCCCACCAGUUUGUAGUCCAAGAGAACCAGUGACCUUUGACCUUGAUAUCCGCUUCCAGCAAGUGAGCGAUCCAGUUGCUGUGGAGUUCAGUCUAAAUACUCAGAUGUUACUGCUGUCAAAGAAGAAUGUGUGGCUGUCAGAUGGAUCUAUGGGCUUUGGAGAAGAGAGUGAUGCUGCCUUUUCAGAGGGUGACACCAUCUACGGUCGUGUGAUGGUGGACCCAGUGCAGAAUUUGGGUGACUCUUUCUUCUGCAGCAUUGAGAAGGUCUUCCUCUGCACUGGAUCAGAUGGAUACGUGCCAAAAUACAAUCCCUCUAAGUUUGAGUUUGGUUGCCUAGCUGACUCUCCAUCACUGCUCUACAGGUUUAAGAUUUUGGACAAGGCUCAGCCGGAGACGCAGGCGACAGUAUUUGGGGAUGUACCAUUUAACGCUGUGCUAGCGGUAGAUGACUCCUCAGCGCUGCCUCUGGUCAGACAGGCAGGAUCCGAUGGCUUCAGGCUUGACUCUACCGCCAUGUUCCAGGUGGCUGCAGGUCGUGAGUGGUACAUCCACACCAUCUACACUGUGCGCUCACGGGAGAACGCUAACAGAGGCAUUGGAAAGCGCAGCAUCGAAUACCACUCUUUUAUUUCUGCGGAUACCAACCUGGCCUUACCAUCACAGAGCCUCAGCCACCGCCCCAAACGCUCUGUAGGUGACGAUAUCCCACAAGUGGCUGAGGAUAUUGGUGCUGAAAACAAUCGUGGCACCAACAUUAUGCACAUCGCUCUGGAUCGUACAAAGAGGCGAGCUGUGGGGCCCAAAUCGCUGCUUGAAGAAGGACAAAAGACAAGUGAAUUUAAUGCACACGGAGAAGAAGAUGGUAUAGUGACUGUUGUGGGAGCUUUAGUAGGCAUGUUGCUAACCAUCCUAAUAAUUGUCAUAGUUAUACUUGUGCUAAGAUCGAGACAGAAAGAUGGGAAAGAGGGAUGGAGAGAGGGUGUUCAGGAGGUGGUCAAAGGAUCGGUCAGCACAGAGCCAAUGCUGGUGGUGAGGAUGCAAGACUGCCACAACAGCUCUGAAGUCUGAGAGAGGCUCAAAUGGACAAAUGGACUAAAAAUACAGAAUCAGCAUUUGGGGUUUUUAUAAAAAUGUAUUUCUUCUUUUUUACAAAUUUCAUAACACCAAAAAUGUGUUCAUAUGUGUUAAUGGGUGUGUGUACUGUAUGUCUGUUAUUUGGGAAAUUCCACAAUUUUAACUCCACUGCGGUAUUUGAAAUUGAAAUGGAAAAAUUACACCUCUGUGACAUUGUUUUAAAGCAUUAUUGAAUUGACUAUGUGGUGUUUUCAGUUCCUGGUAAUAGUACAAUGAACUCAAAACAAUUAAAGGGGUUUGCACAUAUCUAAUGUCACAAAGGCCAGAGCAAAAAUCCUUUUUUUUGUUUUUUUUGUUUCUCGAUUAAGACAAAAUUC
Periophthalmus magnuspinnatus is the source of this 9761-nucleotide messenger RNA. Its product is annotated as FRAS1-related extracellular matrix protein 2-like. Gene Ontology annotation, cellular component: membrane. The coding region runs from base 1 to 9378 and encodes 3125 amino acids. Gene Ontology annotation, biological process: cell communication. The transcript is spliced from 24 exons. The record is from RefSeq and is a predicted model, not a curated record. Lineage: Eukaryota; Metazoa; Chordata; Actinopteri; Gobiiformes; Gobiidae.